AGAAUUUUCUGUGGUCUCGGCUUGCUCAGACUCAGCAGGAGAGAAUGGAGAUCAGAUUAGAUUGACACUCUGGAUUUGGACCCCGGCUGCCUCGGUGACUACUUUGCUAAAUAAUUGAUCCCUCAGCUUGUGACUGGUUGAAAAUGAGGAAAGCAGCACUGAUGGUUUGGAUCAGCCUUUUGGUGCAAGUGUCCCAUGGUGCCCAGGGUCACUACGCCCACAAACUUCUGAAUGAUCUGAUGGAGAACUACUCCAACGCUCUGAGACCUGUAGAGGACACAGACGACGCCCUGAAUGUCUCCUUGCAGAUCACACUGUCACAGAUCAAAGACAUGGAUGAGAGGAACCAGGUGCUAACCACAUACCUGUGGAUCAGGCAAGUGUGGUAUGAUGCCUACCUGAAGUGGGACAAGGAGGACUAUGAUGACCUAGAGAUGAUCAACAUCCCCAGUGACCUGGUUUGGAAGCCUGACAUCGUCCUCUACAACAAAGCAGAUGAGGAUUCGUCAGGUCAAUCCAACACCAACGUGAAGCUGCGUUACAAUGGGGAGAUCGUCUGGGACUCUCCAGCCAUCACAAAGAGCACCUGUGUGGUGGACGUCUCCUACUUCCCCUUCGACUGGCAGCAGUGCAACCUCACCUUCGGCUCCUGGACCUACAAUGGAAACCAGGUGGACAUCAGCUUGGGAAUGGACAGCGGCGACCUGUCUGACUUUGUGGAGAACGUGGAGUGGGAGUGCCACGGCAUGCCGGCCGUUAGAAACGUCAUGAUGUAUGGCUGCUGCUCUGAUCCUUACACUGAAAUCACCUACACCCUGCUCCUGAAGCGCCGCUCCUCUUUCUACAUCUUCAACCUGCUUGUGCCUUGUUUCCUCAUCUCGUUCCUGGCCCCGCUGGGUUUCUACCUGCCGGCUGACUCCGGGGAAAAGGUUUCCCUGGGGGUCACGGUACUGCUGGCACUCACUGUGUUCCAGUUGCUGGUGGCUGAGAGCAUGCCUCCUGCAGAAAGCAUGCCUUAUAUAGGGAAGUACUACAUAGCCACCAUGACUAUGAUCACAGCCUCCACCUCUCUCACCAUCUUCAUCAUGAACAUUCAUUUCUGUGGAGCUGAGGCCAAGCCAGUCCCUCACUGGGCUAAGGUGCUCAUCAUAGACUACAUGUCCAAAAUCUUCUUCGUCUACGAGGUGGGGGAGAACUGCACCACACCAGAGAGUGAGAGGACCCCUCUGUACCCAGAGGAACCCAUGAGUGACAGGAACUGCUACCCUGAUGACUGUUACAACAAUGGCCUCUACCAUUAUGACAACGACCAGUACAAGUACAGUAAUGGCCACAGCGUGCAUCAUCACAACAAACAUCACAAAAACCAGGCAAACGGCAAUGCAAACAGCAGACAUCACCACUACAACAACCAUAACAACCAUGCCUCCAGACUGGAGAGGGGUGAGGGGAAGCGAGAGUCCACACAACGCUACCAACACAUCAGGCGGGACGAACUGGACUACCAGGCCCCUCCUCAUCCACGAAACCUCCAGCACCUGAAUGGAGGGCUGAAGGAGCAGCUCCUCUAUCCCUCAGAUAAACUUCAGGUCCCAGCCUGCCCCUGCAGCUGCCCCUGCCUCCAACAUAAUCAGGUGGUGAAGAACAUCCAGUACAUCGCAAACUGCUUCCGUGAGCAGAGAGCUACUUGCGUCAAGGCAGCGGAGUGGAAGAAGGUUGCCAAGGUGAUGGAUAGAUUUUUCAUGUGGAUCUUCUUCGUCAUGGUCUUCCUCAUGAGCAUUCUCAUCAUCGCCAAGGCAUCCUGACAGCCUCCUCCUCAUCUUUUUACCAUCAUUGCUGGACCUUUGUGUUACUCAAGAGUCGCCUCAUUUCAGCUUUGAUGCAAAAGUCAGAGAAUCAAAACUGAAAGGGUGUUUCAUGUGUCGGUAUUGUGCUGUGUGUGUGUGUGUGUUUGUGUAGGUUCAUCAUUGCGUUUUGCUUUGACAUAAAGAGGACAAGGUCACUGCACAUAAAUCAUCCAUUUAAACACUCUCACAGAAAUUCAUCAAAGCCUCUCGGUUAGUUAACGUCAGGUGUGUUUGCAUGUGUGACAGAGCAGUGGAGCGGUAAGACAAUCUAGGCCUCGCCUUGAACACGCGUGGACUCUCCAUUAUUGAUGAACUAACAGCCAGACAUCCAGCUAUAGGCAUUACAUUACUUACAUUACAUUUAAGCAGCCAGAUGAUGCUGUUUUCCAGAGUCAGUCACAACGAGAGCACCAGCAGAGUAACCUUGAAUGCUUAUGAAACGACCUUACCUUGUGAUGAAAAAGAGGCCAAAGGUCAGUGACACAGUUAGCAGGCACUAAUGAAUGGUGAAUCACACACGUCCAUACAUCAUUCAUGGUGGAGCAAUGCAAAGUGAGGACAUUAAAGCCAGGCAGAAGUUCUAAAGUGUUUUUUUUUUCCAGGUCUAAGAUGUACUGGUUUACAUAAGCUGUGAAUACUUAAAUGUGUGACUUGGAGAGUAAGAAUGAAUGUUUCUGUCCUUCACUUUUUAAUGUAAAGCCUACCUCCUGAGUGUGAAGGGUGGAUACACUGUUACUUUUGACUAACACUUUGCUCAUUGUUCCAGUAAAAAAUAAACCUUUGAUAUAUUGUUAUAAGAAAUGCUCGACAAGAGUUCUCUUACAUGUUCUCCUCGUUUCUUCUAUUCGCUGUUCAAACAGUUUGCUUUGUGAUACAAAUUAAACUAAUGAGCUUUUAA
Messenger RNA from Thunnus maccoyii (southern bluefin tuna), 2745 nucleotides. It is a transcript of the gene chrna9a, whose product is annotated as cholinergic receptor, nicotinic, alpha 9a. Gene Ontology annotation, biological process: chemical synaptic transmission; monoatomic ion transmembrane transport; signal transduction. The record is from RefSeq and is a predicted model, not a curated record. The coding region runs from base 144 to 1805 and encodes 553 amino acids. The transcript has 7 exons. Gene Ontology annotation, cellular component: neuron projection; synapse; postsynaptic membrane. Lineage: Eukaryota; Metazoa; Chordata; Actinopteri; Scombriformes; Scombridae. Gene Ontology annotation, molecular function: acetylcholine-gated monoatomic cation-selective channel activity; transmembrane signaling receptor activity.